CAGUCGUAUCGUCAUAUGCAGUCGUAUUUACUCGGCGCCGUGUCGUUAACUUAUGAUCAAACUGUCUGUGAAGAUCUCAAAGCUUUCGAAAGAAGACUUACUGAAGUUAUUGCUAGUUUGCAACCUUCAACAUUAAGAUGGAGAAUACUCUUGGGUUUUAUUUCAAUAUGCACAGCAGUAGGAGCUUGGCAUUGGCUGACAGAUCCAAAUACAUCAGCAGUAUCAUUUACACAAAGUCUUUAUAAUCAUCCUAUUUUUGCAUUAGCUAGUAUUUUAUUAGUAAUUUUAUUCAUGUUAGGUGUCCACGGGCGUGUCAUUGCUCCAAGUAUAAUAACACAACGAACACGAAGUGUUUUGCGUGAUUUUAAUAUGAGUUGCGACGACACUGGAAAACUUAUUCUUAAACCAACACGACCGCCGCAUCCGCACGAGACCUGAGAAUUAAUUAAUAACACAGUAGUUAAUUUAUCAUCUUUAAAUAUACCGCCAAUUAAUCAUGACAUUACGCAAAUGGCUGAUUAAUAAUUGAAUUUAUUAUCAUAAUAUAUUUAUUUUUGUAAUUUGUUUAUUUUAUUACAUGCGCACAUUUGAAUCAAAUCAAGUCAUUACUUAAAAUUUUUUUAGUUUAUCAUUAAUCAAAAUUUAGCACCACGUCUUCCUCGAUAUAACUUUUGAAUAUUUGUUAAAAAUCAGCCAUGUAAAUAAAAUAAAAUAUUAGAUUUCUAAUUAGAACUAAUUAAUUUUACAAGCAUUUGUUUAUUUUUUUAUUUAUUAUUUUUUUUUUUUUUCAAUUUUUUAUUUACCAUUUACACGAUUCAAAAAUAUAAUAGUAAUAAUAAUCAAUAAUAUUCGUGCGUAUGAUUGAAAAUAAUAAUAAAAAAUUUAUUUUAUUUAAUUAUUUAACGAUACAUAUUUACAACUAACAGACUAUCAAAUCAUAGCCAAAAAAUAUACAACUGAUACUUUAAUAAUGAAAUAUAUAGCAAUGAUAAAAAUAA
Microplitis demolitor is the source of this 998-nucleotide messenger RNA. RefSeq names its product nuclear envelope phosphatase-regulatory subunit 1 homolog (gene Cnep1r2). The record is from RefSeq and is a predicted model, not a curated record. NCBI's taxonomy places the organism in Eukaryota, Metazoa, Arthropoda, Insecta, Hymenoptera, Braconidae. The coding region runs from base 16 to 438 and encodes 140 amino acids. Gene Ontology annotation, cellular component: Nem1-Spo7 phosphatase complex; cytoplasm. The transcript is spliced from 5 exons.